Messenger RNA from Marasmius oreades (fairy-ring Marasmius), 1747 nucleotides. RefSeq lists its product as uncharacterized. Gene Ontology annotation, molecular function: snoRNA binding; protein binding. The coding region runs from base 20 to 1747 and encodes 575 amino acids. The transcript is spliced from 5 exons. Lineage: Eukaryota; Fungi; Basidiomycota; Agaricomycetes; Agaricales; Marasmiaceae. The record is from RefSeq and is a predicted model, not a curated record. Gene Ontology annotation, cellular component: small-subunit processome.
GCGUUUUAUUUCAAAACAAAUGCCAGACUCGUUCUUCACUUCCCAAAAAUCUCGCAAACGAAAACGUCCAGAACCAAGACCGAAGAAAGGAGAAGCCUCUAGCAGAACCAAAUCCAAACCCAACACACCAAACGGCACUUCCACUUCCCACAAACGGAAACGACAAGAUGAAGAACUCGAGUCUGAUCAGACGAAUGAUGACGAGGGAGGAGGCGUCGACGCUAUGGACCUUCGCAUAGAGACCGAAGACGAACAUGCUGAAAGUGGAGACGAGGAUCCUGAUGAAACACCAGCAGAAAAGCGGUUACGGCUCGCCCAGGUGUAUUUACAGGGCGUGAAAGAAGAUAUGGGUUUAGCGGAAGGCGAAUUCGACGCUGCUGAAAUCGACAAGGAAUUGAUUUCUGCACGUCUGAAGCAAGAUGUUAUGGAACACUCGGGCAAAGUCCAUCUCUUCGUAGCAGACUCCUACGACCUGUCUACCUCCGCACCCUCGAAACGGUUCAUCAAAGGUCACCGUCUUUCCGUAACUUGUGCCGUCGCAUCUCAGUCCGGACGAUAUCUGUUCACGUCCGGCAAGGAAGGUCACAUCAUAAAAUGGGAUCUUUCAACUGGGAAACAACUAAAACAACUCUACAAACUCCGACCGAAUAAAGGAAAAGGUAGCGGCAAAGGCAAAGGCAAAGCUGUCGAUCCCGACACAAAAGGCCACACCGACGAAGUUCUCGCACUUGCCGUUAGUCACGACGGCAAAUACCUCGUGAGUGGAGGUCGCGAUCGUAAGAUUGGGGUAUGGGAUGCAGACAAGUGCGAUUGGAUCAAAUCCUUCGUUGGUCCGUCUGGACACAGGGAUGGGAUAUCGGCCGUGUGUUUUCGGCAGGGAACGCAUCAGCUUUAUACCGCAUCUUUUGACAGAACGCUGAAGGUGUAUGAUCUCUCACCGACUGUAAUGGGUUACGUUGAAACUCUGUUUGGGCAUCAAGAUCAUGUAUUGGGGCUUGAUGCACUCAGAGCCGAGACGUGUGUGAGUGUUGGAGGUCGCGAUACGACCGUGCGGUUUUGGAAGAUUGUUGAGGAGACACAACUCGUUUUCCGAGGGGGAGGUCGAAGUAAAGUGAGAGAGGUGCUAGAAGCGGGGCUUGGAGGGGAUGAGGAUCAACAAGAACAACAACAACGUGGUAGUUACGUGGAAGGAAGUCUGGAAUGCGUGGCCAUGAUAGAUGAAAACACGUUUGUCAGCGGAGGGAAUAGUGGAACCAUUUCACUCUGGACCACACAGAAAAAAAAGCCGAUAUUCAAACAACCGGUUGCGCAUGGAUUGAAUGAAACACUCUCUACGACGUCGGGAAUGAUUCUCACACCUAGAUGGAUCACAACGUUGGCUAGUCUUCGGUACUCUGACUUGUUUGCCUCCGGCUCUUGGGACAAUAGCAUACGAUUAUGGAAGCUGGACAGCAAACUCAAGUCAUUUACCCUGAUUAGCACGCUGUCAAUCUCCGGGAUCGUUAAUUCUCUCCAUUUUGUCACACCACCGAAGGAGACCGCUGAGAGCCUGUUGUGGGUGGCUUCCUCGUUCGGCUCAUCACAAACGGAUGAUAGGGCACAGAGAUCCGACACUGCAUUGAAACCAGCGUUAUUAGUUGCUGGAAUAGGGCAAGAGCACCGUCUCGGGAGAUGGAUGAAUACGAAGGAUCAGGGAGGCAAGAAUGAAUCAGUUGUAUUUGCGCUUCUCCCGAAGAGACUACGCUAG